Molecule: messenger RNA, 1376 nt
Organism: Sesamum indicum (sesame)
Lineage: Eukaryota; Viridiplantae; Streptophyta; Magnoliopsida; Lamiales; Pedaliaceae
Product: B2 protein
Biological process (GO): response to endoplasmic reticulum stress
Source: RefSeq, a predicted model, not a curated record
GAAAUAUCAGUAGGGCAAAUAUGUAAAUAAAGCAAAGCAUCAAGGGCAAUUCCGAUGAAAUUACUCAUAUAAAUACCGAAAUAUCUGCCCUCUUCCACCUCUCUCGCAUCUUCCGGUGAAGGAGUGAAGGUUUGCAUCAUGGAGAGUAUUCACAGCUUUUGGCAGUUGGGUGAUGAGCUCCGAGGACAGUCAAAAGUCUCAGAGGAUCACAAAUGGUUGGUGGCUGCUUCAAAAUUGGCUGAGCAGACAAGGCCAAAGGCUGAGCAUAGGAUUAACCUUGAUCUCUCAAAGGGUUCUGCUGAAGUGAGACCAAGGGACAAUUAUGGAUUUCAGGAAGACAACAAGUUUGAAAGUUUUAAUUUCAACAUGUUAAACUUGGAAAGCAAGAUGAAUGAGAACAUAACAAAAAAUUCCCCUAGAAAUGUCAUUUACAAUAUGAACCCGAUUUAUCAGAAUCCCAAUGCCAGCUUCGCGGGAAAUGUAACUGGAGGCAAGUAUAGCAGUAUCAGCAACAGCAAGGAGCAUAACAACAACAAUAGCAGCAAUAAUAGUAACAGCAAGGAGGACAGCGCAAAUGCAAGCAAUGCUGUUGACAAAAGGUUUAAGACCUUGCCUGCAGCCGAGAUGCUCCCCAGGAGUGAGGUCCUUGGUGGAUACAUCUUUGUCUGCAACAAUGAUACAAUGCAGGAGGAUUUGAAGAGACAACUCUUCGGUUUGCCACCAAGAUAUAGAGACUCCGUGAGGGCAAUAACACCUGGUUUACCUCUGUUCCUCUACAAUUACACCACUCACCAGUUGCAUGGUAUUUUUGAGGCAGCAAGUUUUGGGGGUACCAACAUUGAUCCUACUGCUUGGGAAGAUAAAAAAUGCAAAGGUGAAUCAAGGUUCCCUGCCCAGGUAAGAAUUCGUGUGAGGAAAAUUUGCAAGCCUCUUGAGGAAGAUGCUUUUAGGCCAGUUUUGCAUCAUUAUGAUGGUCCUAAGUUCCGACUUGAGCUCUCUGUACCUGAGACUUUGGACUUGCUAGAUCUUUGUGAACAAACCGGUGCAUAAAAUGUUGUGCAUUUUAAUCCCAGCUCAGCAUAAGCAAUUAUAUAGCGUAAGUCUAUGCUGUAGUCUUGGUGGAGUAUGGAUGUGGAUUUUCACAGAUUUUCCUUGGAGCGCAAGCUUGGGAGCAAAUCUGGUUGUGAGAUAUUCUCGAGAGUUAGGAUUGGCUUGUGUGUAAUAGAAUAAAUGUAAUCUGUUUCUGUGAAGAUGCAAGUAGCUUCACGAUAUUUACCUUGUAAUCUUAUAGACAACUUGUGAGAAACAUGGAGGCUCUGUCAUAAUAUGAACAGAUGUAUUUUCAUAUUGUCCAAAGGGCUUCAACAACUUGUGCA